Messenger RNA from Drosophila arizonae, 2288 nucleotides. RefSeq names its product RNA guanylyltransferase and 5'-phosphatase mRNA capping enzyme (gene mRNA-cap). Gene Ontology annotation, molecular function: mRNA 5'-triphosphate monophosphatase activity; mRNA guanylyltransferase activity; ATP binding. Gene Ontology annotation, biological process: 7-methylguanosine mRNA capping; protein dephosphorylation. The record is from RefSeq and is a predicted model, not a curated record. NCBI's taxonomy places the organism in Eukaryota, Metazoa, Arthropoda, Insecta, Diptera, Drosophilidae.
AAUAUUUAUCGUGACGCACACUAACACACACGAGCAAUCAAGCUAAGCAAUCACCUUCCGAAAGUGUCUGCGCUAUCCUGAAGAUGAUGUGAAUAAGUUAAUAACACAAUCGAAACGCGACAUUUAACGCGAUUCAUAGCGCUUUGGCCGCAAUCUCUAAAACGAAUUAGUUAACGUUACGCUAUUUGCAUGCCAAGCUGGCUCUGAGAUUUUUUUUCACAUCCAGUUAACUAGUCUAUCGUCUCCCUUUUCGGGAUGUCACAGUUCGAGCGUGAACGGGGCUCAGGCCCGUUGCCCAACCGUUGGCUUUACUGUCCACGAAAAAGCGACUCAAUCAUAGCAGACCGGUUCCUCGCCUUCAAAACACCGCUAAGCCAGUCCUUCCAAGACAAGAUGCCCAUCGAAUGCACUUUUCGUCCCGAGAUGCUCUUUGACUACUGCAAAACGCUUAAGCAGCUAAAACUGGGCCUUUGGAUUGACCUGACGAACACAAAACGUUUUUAUGAUCGCAGCGUUGUGGAGGAGCGCGGCGCCCAGUACAUUAAGUUGCAGUGUCGGGGUCAUGGCGAAACUCCAUCACCGGAGCAGACUCACAGCUUCAUUGAACUGGUUGACAACUUUAUCAAUGAGCGACCGUUAGACGUUAUUGCUGUACACUGCACACACGGCUUUAAUCGCACGGGCUUUCUUAUCAUCUCGUAUAUGGUGGAAAAGAUGGAUUGCUCUGUAGAGGGGGCACUUGCCGUGUUUGCAAAGUCCCGUCCACCGGGCAUAUACAAACAGGAUUAUAUCAAUGAGCUCUUCCGUCGCUAUGACGACGAGGAGGACGCUCCUCAAGCCCCAGAGCAGCCCAAUUGGUGUUUGGAAUAUGAUGAUAGCAAUGGCAACGAUAAUUUCGGUGGCGACAAUAGAAAGCGUCGCUAUGAUGACAACUGUUCUUCUACUUCUCAGCAGGCUGCAGCGGCGGCAGCUGGAUCGGGCACUGGAGGAGCUGAGGAGGACGACGAGGAGGACACGGGCGAUUCAAAUGCAAAUUGUGAGGAGGACGCCGCCUCCGGCGAUGGGCAACAAAAGAAGAAGCGACGUCGCGAGCUAAUCGUCAAGAAUGCGGCAUUUAUGGCCGGUGUACCCGGCGUGCGGCAGGUGACAGAUCAGCCUCGUGUCGGUGAAUUGCAGCGUCGGGUGCAGGACUGGUGCCACUGGCAGAAGAAUGGCUUUCCUGGAGCGCAACCCGUAUCGAUGGACCGGCACAACAUCAAGAGGCUCAGCGAGAUACCGUAUAGGGUUUCGUGGAAGGCAGAUGGCACACGAUACAUGAUGCUAAUUGAUGGACGCAAGGAGAUAUACUUCUUCGAUCGCAAUAACUCCUGCUUCCAGGUGGAGAACAUGUCCUUUGUCAGUGGCAAAAAUCUCCACGAUCAUCUCGAUGGCACACUGCUGGAUGGCGAAAUGGUGCUGGACAAGAUUGGUGACACCGUGACGCCACGGUAUCUUGUCUAUGACAUUGUUCGCCUAGCAGGCCGGGAUGUGCGGGAGGAACCAUUCUUUCCAAAUCGGCUGGACUAUAUUAAAAAUGACGUUAUAGGUCCACGCAUCCUUGCCAUGAAGCACGGCAUUAUUAACCGUGCCCUGGAACCCUUUAGCGUGCGAAAUAAGGAUUUCUGGGAUAUAAGCACUUCGGCCCGUCUAUUGGGCGAGAAGUUUUCACGUUCACUAGCUCAUGAGCCCGACGGCCUCAUCUUCCAGCCCUCACAGCAGCCGUAUACGGCAGGCAUUUGCGUAGACGUUUUUAAAUGGAAACCACAUGAGCUCAACUCCGUCGACUUUCGCCUAAAGAUACUGACAGAGCGCGGCGAGGGGCUGUUGACCAAGAAAGUUGGCUUUCUCUAUGUUGGCGGCCAUGAUGCUCCCUUCGGUCGCUUGCAGAAGCUGACAAAGGAGGUUCGUGAGCUAGAUAACAAGAUUGUGGAAUGCACCAUGAAUCAAUAUGGUAACUGGGAAUUUAUGCGUGAGCGAACUGACAAAAAGUUGCCCAACAGCUUCAACACCGCCAACUCCGUCGUGAAGAGCAUCAAGCAUCCUAUUACCAAGGAUUAUCUACUAAGUUUCAUUCAAAAUUUUGGCUUCCGUGAUGAUCAUACAAUGAUGCCGCCUCCAGCCGCACAGCGACGUUAGCCAUGCUAAGAGCAGCUUUCUCCUCUCCUAUGCAGGACCACAUCCACCCCAUAGACACCCUUGACAUACACUCACUAGGAAAUUAAUAAACCAUAAUAAAGAGAGAUUGCAAU